AUGCCCACGAGGCUAACGACGACGAUAUGCCCGGAGGAAUAUCACACAAACAGAAACGCACAGGAGAUUUGGUUAUUUGAAAGAGGAGGAAAGAGGCAGCUCGAAUCGGAGGACGAAGAUCCCUACGCGCAGGAGCGCAACAGCACAUGGUUCGCAAAACCAGAAGGGUCAACGUCUGGUCUGACAGCCAACGUUGGGAAUUUAUACGGCCUAACAAAGCGUGUCGUCGCACGCAUGUUUGGAAAGUGA
Messenger RNA from Fusarium venenatum, 249 nucleotides. Lineage: Eukaryota; Fungi; Ascomycota; Sordariomycetes; Hypocreales; Nectriaceae. The record is from RefSeq and is a predicted model, not a curated record.